Molecule: messenger RNA, 727 nt
Organism: Triticum urartu
Lineage: Eukaryota; Viridiplantae; Streptophyta; Magnoliopsida; Poales; Poaceae
Source: RefSeq, a predicted model, not a curated record
AUGGUAUCUUGGAGUGAAGGAUCUAGCUCGUCCGACGGCUACUCUGUGACAAGUGAGGCUCCCGCUCCUGCCACCAUUUUCUGCUCUGAGUGGACAGGCCUUGCUCCAGAUCUUGAAGCUAGAUGUGAACACCAGUGUGUGUGUGAGAAGUUUGUGUGCUUUGAAUCAGUUGACAGUGGAAGGAGGUAUCUUGCUUGUGCACAAAAGGAAAUACCUAAAUGCAAGUUUGUGGAGUGGAUUGACCCUGAAUGGCCUGCCACUCUGAAGAUGAGUUUAGCCAGGGUUUGGGGCAUGUAUGAUGAUGAGAACAAGCUAAGGAUCAGUGAGAACUUACAUCUUGCUGAAGAAAAUCUUAGGGUUGUGAGAGAGAAAGAAAAGAUGGACAAAGAAUUGAGGUUUUUUAAACUGGAUUUUGCUAAGAUGGUGGCUGACAAGGAGCAGGCAAUUACUGAGUUGGGCAAUGCAAGACUUGUUGUUUCUGACCUAAAGCAAGAGCUUGAGAAGAAGAAGCUGUCUGAUAAAUCUAGCACUAGCAUUCAUAAGUUUGUGAGGGCUAAGGCAGAGAAAGAGAGGGAUGAGAUGAAGCAACAGAUGGACAGCAUGAAGGAACAGAUGGACAACAUGAAGGAAGAGUUGGACAAAGUUGUGUCACAGAGGGAUGACCUGAAGAAGUAGAAGAAGAAACUAGAGUACAUGAUUGGUGAUUUGUUCAGGCACAAGGAGGAGA